Molecule: messenger RNA, 1373 nt
Organism: Panicum virgatum (switchgrass)
Lineage: Eukaryota; Viridiplantae; Streptophyta; Magnoliopsida; Poales; Poaceae
Product: riboflavin synthase-like
Exons: 2
Coding region: 88-966 (292 amino acids)
Biological process (GO): riboflavin biosynthetic process
Molecular function (GO): riboflavin synthase activity
Source: RefSeq, a predicted model, not a curated record
GGUUUACGCUUUGCUGGUGGGCGAGCAGACCAACCCACCAACUAACCUCAUCCCGACCCCGAGCCGCCGCCGGAGGAAUCGCCCGCCAUGGCGCCGCCGCCCGCCACCGCCACCGCCGCGGCGGCCGCCGCCGUCCGGCCGCACCGGAUCCUCCGCCGCGGCGGGGGCCUCCUCCUCCCCUCGCCGCCGUGCGCCGCCACGCUCCCCUUCGCCUCGCGGCGCCUCCGCCUCCCGCCGCCGCGGUUCUCGCUCUCGCCCGUCCCGAAGAGCCUCUCCGCCGCCUCCCACGUCCCCGUACGGUCUCUAUUCACCGGCAUCGUCGAGGAGGUCGGCCGCGUGCGCCGCCUCGGCCCGCCGCUCGCGCCGUCCGGCGGCGGCGGAGGCGGCGAGGCUCCCGGCCUGGACCUGGAGGUCGAGACGAAGAGCCUCCUCGCCGGGACGCAGCUCGGGGACAGCGUCGCGGUCGACGGCACCUGCCUCACCGUGGCGGCGAUCGACCCGGCCGCGUCCACGCUCACCUUCGGCGUCGCGCCGGAGACGCUCCGGCGGACGUCGCUGGGCGAGCGCGCCCCGGGCGACGGCGUCAACCUCGAGCGCGCGCUCACGCCGUCGUCCCGGAUGGGCGGGCACUUCGUGCAGGGCCACGUCGACGGGACCGGCGAGAUCGCUGCGUUCCGGCCCGACGGGGACUCGCUCUGGGUCACCGUGCGCGCGCCGCCGGAGAUCCUCAGGCUGCUCGUGCCCAAGGGCUUCGUCGCUGUCGACGGGACCAGCCUCACCGUCGUCAGCGUCGACGACGAGGGCGGGUGGUUCGACUUCAUGCUCGUGCGGUACACGCAGGACAACAUCGUGCUGCCGACCAAGAAGGUCGGCGACAAGGUGAACCUGGAGGCGGAUAUACUGGGGAAGUACGUCGAGAAGCUCCUUGCUGGGAGGGUGGAGGCCAUGGCGAAGGUGGAUUCUUGAGUAGCCAUUGUGGAGCUGCUGAAUUGCUCGUCACUCAAUAGCUGAUUAUUCUAUGCAGAGAUGGAGGACUUGGAUUUGAUGCCAAUGCCGAAUUGCCGGCUCAGGUUGGGUGCUAAGAGAGAUACGAAGGCACUUCACGAAUUUUACGCUUGAAGUUUUUGUUAUGACGUUUGGGAGAUGUUCAUUUGGUUGCUGCAACCUGCAACUGCAACAUGAGACUCUACUGCACCCUCUGCUGUUCGGUUGGUGAGGCCUGAGUGAGCUUUGUGAUUGGAAGUUGGAACAAUGGAAUAUAAGGCUUAGCUACCAUCGUACAACUCCCUUUCAAAUUGCAGCUGGCUGUGUAAACCCUUUCAUUGACUCCAGAAAAUAAGAUAGUGUUGGCUGUAGCCACAGUGUUUUUUUCC